Molecule: messenger RNA, 1973 nt
Organism: Ochlerotatus camptorhynchus
Lineage: Eukaryota; Metazoa; Arthropoda; Insecta; Diptera; Culicidae
Exons: 3
Coding region: 175-1809 (544 amino acids)
Cellular component (GO): endomembrane system
Source: RefSeq, a predicted model, not a curated record
AAUUCCACGUCUCUUUCCAGACGAAGGGAACUAGAAAAUUGUGUUUGGAGUUUGUGAAUUUUCUUCACACUUAACAUUUAAUUAACUUAACUAUUUUAGAACAUGACACAGUGAAGGGGGAUAAAUAUAAUUUAAAUUGUGAUUAAUCUAGUGAAUUUAAUAAAAAUACAUACGAUGCCUACCCUCCACCGAACGGCGCUGAUUUUGAUGAUGCUGGCAGGAUGGCUAUCCUGCGCGGCGGCACAUGGCUGGGGAUCGGACGAUAUGGAAGUGUUCGAUCUGGUCGAGGAAAUAAACGAAAACUUCUACUCGCUGAUGCAGAUCAAUCCGAAUGCCACCAAUCAGGAAAUCAAGCGCGCCUUCCGAUCUCUGUCGGUACAGCUCCACCCGGACAAGAACGAUGCCGAAGAUGCCCACAUCCAGUUCCGCAAUAUGGUAGCGGUCUACGAGGUGCUAAAGGAUGCCGGCAAGCGGGAGAAGUACGAUAGGGUUCUGAAGGAAGGCCUGCCGAAUUGGAAGUCUGCCCUGUACUACUACCGGCGAAUGCGCAAGGUCGGUAUGGCCGAGUGUGUAGCCCUCCUGGUGGUUAUCAUUACGGUGAUCCAGUACAUUACUGCAUGGGCAGCGUACGCCGAGAAAAAGUACACCGCUGAACAAAUCAUCGGAAGCAAGUUGAAGAAGCUUCAGAAGAAGAACAAGACAGCCGUGGAUAUUGAUACGAUAUUGAAUGAGAUUCCCACGCCCAGCAUGUUUAAUACGCUGCCGUUCCAGAUUCCGGUGUGGACCUACAGGACGGUGACCGGAACACCGGGUGCGAUCAAAUCGGCUAUGAACUUCUAUGCCGAACAGAAGAAGGCGGAAGAGGAGAGGAAGCAAAUGGAGAUAGAGGAAGAGGAACUACUGCGGAAGCAGGAGGAAGACAAAGCCAAGCUGAAGGAAGAUCGCAACCUGCGUAAGCGCAACAAGAAGUUUGUCGCUCCGGAGAAGACUGACGAAGAACUGGCCGCCUAUACGCAGAGUAUUAUCAAGCAAAGCGCUUCCGCAAACGAUCAGACCAAGGCGAAACCGAUAGUCACCGGUGGUCUCUGGACUGAGGACGACCUAAACGAACUGGUGCGCCUGGUCAAAAAAUACCCCGGAGGGACGACCGAUCGCUGGGAGAUCAUCGCCGAAAUGAUGGGUCGAGUCGUCUCCGAGGUGACCUACAUGGCGGCUAAGAUGAAGGAUGGUGCGUACAAGGUGGCCGGGCAGACGGAAAGCGUAGCGGAAACGAUCAUGCAGAAGGUCAAGACCAAAAAGACUGAUCCGACUGCCAACGCAGCGGAAGCCAAUUCGAACUGGUCCCAAGAGCAGCAGGCAGCUUUGGAAACAGCCAUUCAGAAGUACCCCAAGAGUGCAUCGUCGGACCGAUGGCAGAAGAUUGCCAACUGCAUCCCCGGGAAAACUAAGGAGGAAUGCAUGACACGGUACAAGUAUCUGGUGGAGCUGGUCAAGAAGCAAAAGCAGGAAAAGGAUCGAGAAGUGGCGGCUGCGGCUGCACCCGCGGAAGCGGACGAAUGUCCGGCGGAGGAUGAACCGGCCGCUGAAGAGCGGAUAGGGGAAUCCAAAUCUAAAUCGAAGGGUAAAAAGGCGCGGAAGCCGGAGGCGGUUGCUGACGCGGUCGAGGAGGAUGGCGACGGUGAAUCAGCUGUAGCUGAUAAGCAGCAGGGUGGUGGCAAGGCGAAGAACAAGCGACGCGAACGGAAGAAGGUCAUCGAGUACUACAGCUACGAAGAUUCGGAGGAUGGCAGCGAACCGGGCGAAAUUUAGUCUGCUUUCGACGGUCGGAUUGAGCGUUUAGGUCUCGUGUGUUCAUGUUUAGUUAAGUGAUCGGUGGUGACGACUUUUGACCUUCGGAAUGAAGUUCAGCUUCGGGAGCUACGGCGAGCCGAGAAGUGUGAGUAAUAAACUUGAUUGAUUGCACAAAAACUUCG